AUGGCUUACUCUCCACUGGGAUACUCCUACUCCUCCACACCACAGUUUCUGAUGCCCCCCAGCUCUCUGACGGGAACUCCCCCGUCCCACCCGGUGCUGCGCACGCCGGGCCACCAGCUCACUCCUGGAGCUGGAAUCGGGGUCUACAGCGGCCCUUAUUCAAAGAGUCAAAGUUAUUACAAUGCCUGCGCCGGUGACGCCACCGCUCUUUAUUCCAGAGGGCCACUAGAUGCUAAAGAAAGUGCUUCUGCACACUUGGGGGCUUCUCAGACACCUGCCUAUUAUCCUUAUGAAUACACAUUUGGACAAUAUCCUUAUGAUAGAUAUGGGUAUUCCUGCUCAGACAGUUCAUCACGUCGUAAAAAUGCCACCAGAGAGACCACCAGCACACUAAAGGCCUGGCUGCAGGAGCACCAAAAGAACCCCUACCCAACCAAGGGAGAGAAGAUAAUGCUUGCAAUCAUCACUAGGAUGACCCUUACACAGGUGUCUACAUGGUUUGCCAAUGCACGCAGGAGACUGAAAAAGGAAAACAAGGUAACUUGGUCGCCGCGGGCUUGUAAAAGCUCUGAAGAUCGAGGCUGUGAAGAUGACAGUGAUGAAACUGAGAAGACGCUUAAAAGUGACACAGACCUUCCUGACCGACAGUGUGCAGAUCUACAGAGCGAUAUGGAGGAUUUUGACUUGCUAGAAUCUGAUGCUUCUGACAGCGAACCCAAGCCACGAUUUCUACCUAAGGACAAAGAAGGAAACCCAAACACAGACCUCCCACAUGGAAGUCUCUUGCACCACUCAGAUCUGCUUCAGGCAAAGGAGAGACUGUCCCCAGACUGCCCCAAACUUACACCGGUCCAACACCAAAACAACUCCUUCUAUACUGCUCCAGACCUUCGAAGCAGAGACACCAAGCCGAAAAUCUGGUCCAUAGCAAACACGGCCGUGUCUCUGGAAGGCAGCUUGCAGCCAGACUACCCAGCUUGUAUGCUGUCGUCAAGCAGUUCCUCGUCUCCCGGCUACCCAGCAAGUAUGGCCCUCACCAAGGCAGACAGGCAACAGGAAUCGCCCGUCGCCACGCUCAGAGAAUGGGUGGAUGGCGUUUUCCACGGCCCUCCGUUCCAGCAGCCUAAACCAGCUGAGGUGUGGAAAGGCUUAAACGAUGCCAUGAUGGACAGCAGGACACCUGCACAAUCCUUUGAACUGGUUCAGUCCCCGUCAUCUUUGUAGUCCACAAACACGUCAUCAGGGGGAACGUUUGAUUUCUAGACAGAAAAGAAAAGUUUUGUUUUGUGUGACAUGAUCAACUGAUCGCUCGCUGAAACACCCCACAAGGUCGUCUAGAACACAAAGUCCAACUGACUGGAGUGGAGUGAUCCAGCUCUAUUUCAUCUUUCAUGACACAAACAAAAGAAAUCCUCCAAACUCUUGGUAUACACAGUAGCUUAACUUCCAAACUAUUGUAAGAUUAGAUUCAUGUUUGCUUUGGGUGAACACAAGUUUCAUUUGUUUGGACUAUAUCUUGCUACUGGUGUGGUGGAGAGGAGGCAGAGUGAUAUAGUUGAGACUGAAGAAUGCACUCUUCUUCUACGUAAACAAUCAGGGUGUAUUCUUCAGUCUCAACCAUAUCCCUCCACCACACCAGAAGCAAGAUAUAGUCCAAACAAAUCAAACUCGUAUUCACCCAAAGCAAACAUGAAUCUCAUCUUGCAUUCUUCCCUCUCUUUAAAUGAAAUGUCCCCAUUUCACUUGUAAUGUAUAUCAUCUUCUUAUAAACUAUCAUUUAAAUUGGGGCUUUAGCGAACGGCCAGUUAGCGAUUUAUGAUCCUGUUUUGGCAAUUUGAUAUUCCCUAGCUCUCCAGCAACUUCUGGACUCUCAAACUUCAGUGAUGAUCGGACGUCUUCAAGCAAAGCAGCUGUCACCACACACACUUUCCUGCAGCGAGGUUGUACAGUUUACACACUUUCAAAAAAUAGACACUGUCGUACACUUUGCACUACGGCCUGCACAUGCACUGAGUCACAAAAAAAUCAAAAAUAAAACAUGUAUUCUGUAACAUGGUAACGUUCUCUGAGUGUGCCCUCAUAUUAGACAUCCACUCUU
Melanotaenia boesemani (Boeseman's rainbowfish) is the source of this 2098-nucleotide messenger RNA. RefSeq names its product iroquois homeobox 4b (gene irx4b). The transcript is spliced from 6 exons. Bases 1 to 1224 code for a protein of 407 amino acids. Gene Ontology annotation, cellular component: nucleus. NCBI's taxonomy places the organism in Eukaryota, Metazoa, Chordata, Actinopteri, Atheriniformes, Melanotaeniidae. Gene Ontology annotation, biological process: regulation of transcription by RNA polymerase II; neuron differentiation; cell development. The record is from RefSeq and is a predicted model, not a curated record. Gene Ontology annotation, molecular function: RNA polymerase II cis-regulatory region sequence-specific DNA binding; DNA-binding transcription factor activity, RNA polymerase II-specific.